Messenger RNA from Callithrix jacchus (white-tufted-ear marmoset), 1131 nucleotides. NCBI's taxonomy places the organism in Eukaryota, Metazoa, Chordata, Mammalia, Primates, Cebidae. The record is from RefSeq and is a predicted model, not a curated record.
AAAAGACGUUGCAGGAAGAAAGAUGAUGAUACUUCCCUUUCAAAAGUGUCCUUCUGUCCACAGCCGGACGAGCCCUAGCCUGUCAGAAGCAGAAAUAAACACUCAAUAGCAACUGCUAGCGAAAAGACCACUGCUGGGGUAAACAUGAGAAACCUUCGCAGCUCCAAAAAGACCAAGGAUGUUAUAUGACAAAGAAUUCCAGCUCACACUUCAGAUCAGACGAAACACCACGUGAAAAAAAUGUUCUGAAGUAUGAAAAACACCUAAAAUAAAUUCAGCCAAAUCUUGGAAAAUUAAGUAAGCUAGCGGCCUGCAGAAAACUGCCCCGACACAGUGUCAGCUGCAGGUUCUCCCAACAACCGCAGACGUGCUCGCGCCACGGGGGGUUCAAGGACUCGACGCUUCCCCAGGUCCUGCCGGGCAGCAGCACAGCCUCCAGCAGCGCUCCACCUGAGAACGCAUGAGCUUUCUUGGUAAAGAAAGACGAUGUUUUGUUUAGAGUCUCAGCCGACAUCUGUUAGGGGCCCCUGCGGUUCCUUCGACAUUCCCUAUGUGAUCGUAAAGAACCAUUUUUGGGCGGGAGAGAGGCAGAGAUGGCAGACGAGAUCGCCAAGGCUCAGGUCGCUCGGCCUGGUGGCGACAUGCUCUUCGGGAAGAUCAUCCGCAAGGAAAUCCCAGACAAAAUCAUUUUUGAGGAUGACCGGUGCCUUGCUUCCCACAACAUUUCUCCUCAAGCACCAACACAUUUUCUGGUGAUACCCAAGAAACAUAUAUCCCAGAUUUCUGCAGCAGAAGAUGAUGAUGAAAGUCUUCUUGGACACUUCAUGAUUGUUGGCAAGAAAUGUGCUGCAGAUCUGGGCCUGAAGAAGGGUUACCGAAUGGUAGUGAACGAAGGCUCAGAUGGUGGACAGUCUGUCUAUCACGUUCAUCUCCAUGCUCUUGGAGGUCGGCAGAUGCACUGGCCUCCUGGUUAAGCACGUUUUGGGGAUAAUCUUCCCUUCUCUAGGCAAUGAUUAAGUUAGGCAAGUUCCAGUAUGUUAAGUGGCACACUUAUUUUUGCCUGUGUAUGGAGAGAUUCAAUAAAUAAUUUUCAAACCAGAAAAAAAAAAAAAAACAACCAUUUUUGGCUUU